Molecule: messenger RNA, 2067 nt
Organism: Mya arenaria
Lineage: Eukaryota; Metazoa; Mollusca; Bivalvia; Myida; Myidae
Product: mucin-3A-like
Exons: 8
Coding region: 267-1703 (478 amino acids)
Source: RefSeq, a predicted model, not a curated record
AAAAGUAUUUAAUACUUUUGAGAACCUUUAACCUUAUUGUCUGUGAAAAACCACUGAUGACUUGUCUUUUUUUAACCAUUAACAUUUUGAGUAAUCGGUGAAGGCAUUUAGCGAUUAGAAAUAUGUAAUAAAACGUAUAGUUUAAAAAUUGGCAUAAAGUGAAACACGGACAUUUAAAUAGUUCUUUGUCAAAGAAUGUGGAUUCCUUAUUCUAAAAUUCAUUGUGCUUGAAAGCUGUGCAUGUAGUUAUAGUCAUUGACAGCGAAAUGAUUUUUUUCGUGCAAUUACUGGCUUUUUAUAUUGUCCAUGGGACAUUUGCUCUUGGUACUUUAUACAAAAGCACCGCUUCUUGUUACGGCGUUAUCUCACCAGCCAGUAAUUUUAUGUUUUCCACAUGUCCACCUGGAGAAGUAAUUGCAAUAAAGGACAUAACGGUCGCAUACAAAGCAGAGGCACUGAAUUGCACUUUUGACAACGUCCAAGAUCAGUUUCAACUUUGUUGUUCGAAUAUAACCGAACAAGACUGCCAAAUGUCAUAUAAUUUUCACCCCAAUAAUGCAGUUCAGUAUAUAGAAAAAUGCAAUGGUAGAAGUAGUUGCAACGUGAUGGCUACUGUUGUUCUGCCACAAGAUUGUAUCGGAGUACCUGACCACUAUCCAAACUACAUGCAUAUAAACUACUAUUGCAUACCAGAAACGAGUAUUCUUAGCAUUAUGUCUGGAACGAUAACCUCGUUAGGGCAGUCGGUUUAUCUGCAAAGUCCCGGUUUCAACUACGGUCAGAAGAUCCCGUCGGGAAAAACUCUGACUUGCUCUGUCUACACGUGUGAUAUGGGCUCAACACUCUCUAUAACAAUGUGGCAGAUUGUGAUGGAAAACAAGUGGGGUCAAUGCCAACAAAGACUUAUUGUGAGAAGACCCGACGGUAAUACUAUAGAUAGUUGGAACUGUCAGGAUAACACAGCUUCGCCGAGAACAUUGCAAAUAAGCGAACAGUCUCUUACAAUUCAACUGGAGAACAGCCUUGCAUCUGAUUCGGGCUCGUUUUGGCUAGGAUUUGCUGGAUCCUCCCCGGAUGGUAGGGUAACAGUCUCGUGUCCUCCUGAAACGAAUCCAUGUGCUGGAGUAUCUCCAACAAUAAAUUCUAUAUCGACACCUAUGACGACCACCACCAUAGCAACAACAACAAUGGAUUCAACAACUACACCAAUGACGCCGACCACCAGAACCACUACCACAACAAGAACAACAACAGAUUCAACAUCUACACCAAUAGUGACGACAACCACCACACCCAUCACAGCAACAACAUCGAUCUCAACGACUGCUGGACAAUCCAGCACUUCAAAUAUAACAACAGAGAAUCUAAUAUCAACAAUUUAUGAAGAAACUUUUUCCAAUUCGAAAACAACUUUGGGGUCAAUACAAUUUGACACAUCAACUAUACCAGAAGAAGGAGGUUUGAGGAAAGCAAUUAUUGGCAUCGUCGCAGGGUUAGCGGGUUUUGGUUUAAUUGCUUUUAUACUUUCGAUCGUUUUUAUUCGAAGGAGGAUAAAUAAGAAAAAGGCACAUCAAAAUGCCAAUCCCAAACCAUCGACACCAACAGCAGUAUCCAACACCAACACCAACGGAAUUCCAAAUCCAGAUUACGCAUCAUCAAUUUCAACAUACGUUUUUGGUAGACUUGGCCGUGGCGCAAGCUAAAGGACCAACUUCAUUCUUAUCCGAAACAGCAACAUUUUCAGAUGGCUAUAUAAAAGUAAUGGACUUAUUUAAAUGCUAGUAGGGUAAUAUGUGGUGUCAACAUUGUUCAGAUGGUAUAGUUAUUGUGUUAUGACCUACUUUAAUAUGUCGGCGUACAUCAGUGCAGGUCAGUCACACUACUCAGCUUAUGUCGGUGAAAUUGAAAACAAAGUGUGUGUGUGUGUGUGUGUGUGUGCGUGUGCGUGGGCGUGGGCGUGUGCGUGUGUGUGUGUGUGUGCUUUGCGGAGAUUUCUUUGGCCCCGCAACUCUGAAUGUUUAAAUAUUUGUUUGUACCAUGCAAAUAUAUCAAAAUACACACACAUAA